Toxotes jaculatrix (banded archerfish) is the source of this 9056-nucleotide messenger RNA. RefSeq lists its product as uncharacterized. Bases 458 to 6289 code for a protein of 1943 amino acids. Lineage: Eukaryota; Metazoa; Chordata; Actinopteri; Toxotidae. Gene Ontology annotation, molecular function: non-membrane spanning protein tyrosine phosphatase activity. Gene Ontology annotation, cellular component: nucleus; cytoplasm. The transcript has 25 exons. Gene Ontology annotation, biological process: peptidyl-tyrosine dephosphorylation. The record is from RefSeq and is a predicted model, not a curated record.
AGUGUGUGAAUGUGGCAACCGAGGUAGACAGGGAGGGGUAGAUAGCCUGACCAGAGCUGGGGUUUUUUGUCUUUUUGUCUUUAUUUUUCUUUAGUUGCAGAACACAUUGUUCACAGUGUAUGUUACGCCACGGCUGUGAACUUGUUUGCGGAGCAGAAAACCGGGCCGCCGCUGCUUUUCUUUGGGACCAACCGCUGUCGCUGUGAAAACAGCCCAGAAGAAAGAAGGAAAGGGAGAAACAACAUGGGGCGAUAAUAAAACAAGGUGUUGUGUUGUGAACCGACGAUGACUCCCUGGGGGGAUCCGUGAAGCUUAUUUAUUUUUAUUUAUUCCCCCUUUUCCUUUUCCCUUGUCUUUUUUUAUUUUUACGUUUACCCUCCCUUGCUACUUUGAGGGGGUUGGGUUUUUUUUUUUUUUAAGAAAAAGGCAACGGGAUACGUUACAAGAGGACUGAAGGAUGGACCAAGCCGGCAUCCUGAGAAAGUUUAUCCAGGGGGUGAAGGCCAUGAGCGAGGGGGACGAGGAGAGGGGAGAGGACAACUUCGGCAACGACUUUAUGCGGUUGCGGCGGCUAUCUACCAAAUACCGGACGGAGAAGAUCUACCCCACCGAUGUAGGCGAGAGGGAGGAGAAUGUCAAGAAGAACAGAUAUAAAGAUAUACUGCCAUUUGAUCACAGUAGGGUGAAAGUGACAUUAAAAACAACCAAUCAGGACACGGAUUACAUCAAUGCUAACUUCAUCAAGGGUUUUGAUGGCCCAGAGGCCUACAUUGCAACUCAGGGCCCACUGCCGAACACUGUCAUCGACUUCUGGAGGAUGAACUGGGAAUACAAUGUAGCUGUUAUUGUAAUGGCUUGUCGAGAGUUUGAAAUGGGAAGGAAAAAGUGUGAACGAUAUUUCCCGCUGCUGGGGGAGGAGCCCAUGAGCUUUGGUCCCUUCAGAAUCUCCUGUGAAUCGGAGCAGGCCAGAACAGACUACUUUAUCAGAACUUUGAUGGUGGAGUAUGAAAAUGAAACUCGGAGGAUAACACAGUUCCAUUAUAUGAACUGGCCGGAUCAUGACGUCCCUUCAUCGUUUGACUCCAUACUGGACAUGAUCGGACUAAUGAGAGAAUACCAAGAGAAUGAUGAUGUCCCUAUAUGUGUGCACUGCAGUGCCGGCUGUGGGAGGACGGGUGCAAUCUGUGCUAUCGACUACACAUGGAACCUCCUGAAAGCGGGGAAAAUACCAGAAGAUUUUAAUGUUUUUCGGCUGAUCCAAGAAAUGAGGACGCAGCGACACUCUGCUGUUCAAACCAAGGAGCAGUAUGAGUUAGUUCAUAGAGCGAUCGCUCAGCUCUUUCAGAAACAACUGCAGCUACUUGAGAGUCCCACCAACACGCAGAUACACGAUGGCAUGGAUGAAAGCAGUCCAGACAAAGCGAGCCACCAGUCAGAAGAUGAGAGAUGGGACACACCACCUCCUAAACCUCCCCGCAUACGCAGUUCCCAGGCAGAAGGUGACGUUAAGGAGGAGAUUCUCCAGCCCCCGGAGCCUCACCCUGUACCCCCUAUUCUGACCCCGUCUCCCCCCUCAGCCUUCCCUACCGUCACCAACGUACGGCAGGACAACGACCGCUACCACCCCAAACCUCUCAUACACGUCCUGGCUACUACACAGCACAAUGUGACACAGAAUAAAGACGGGGACCAGCAGCAGAACCAGUCAGAACCCAGUCAGAACCCAGAACAGAGAGACCAAGAUCUACAAAGUCAAAAACAGCAGACCAAGGUCUCAAAUCUGGAUCUCAAUGACAACUACAGCAACAAAUUGUCUUCAGCAUCAUCAAAAUCAGAAUCAGGCCAAAGCCAGACUCAGACUCCCUCCUCGCCCCUCUCCCCUGUCGUUGAAUGUUCUGGUGCUCCUCGCAUCGAGAGGAAGCUCAGCAUUGAGAUUAAAAAGGUGCCACUGCAGGAAGGACCUCGUAGCUUUGACACUUCCUCCUCGAUGGGAGUAGCAGGUGGGGUCGGUAGUGGUUCAGCCAACAGUGUGAAUAUGCUGCAAAGAAGCCAUGCCUUCAAAUCCCGUUCUGGCCAAUCCCUGCUGACGUCCAGCUCCUCGCUGUCGGAAGACUCAGGCACGGAGGGAGGAGCAGGUGGGGACAGUCAUGCAGACGGAGACGCCCCAGCCAGACCAAACCACCUCCCUGUGAAGAGUGGAGAGAAGGGGGAGGCGCAGGGAGGGGAGAAAGUGGAGGUGAAAGCUGGCCAUGCAGCAUGGGCUAAGCCCGGCAACAGCCCCGAAAAACAGUUCCCAAAGACCUCCUCUUCUUCUUCCUCCUCAGACCGUGUCGCCCCAUCUUCAUCCUCCUCCUCUCACCUCUCCUCCUCCUCUUCCUCCUCCUCCUCUACUCCUGUUCGGACUGCCCUGAGUUUCACCAACCCCCUGCACUCCGAUAACUCGGAUGAGGAGGGGGAUGGAGAGCUGUCCGGAGGAAAGGAGGGUUAUCGUACUAAUCUAUCCAUGGCAACAGCCACGGUAACUGCAUCCCUUCACCAUGGAGACCAGCAGCCAGUCAGGAAGGUGCUGCCAAUGUCGAUCGCAGGGCAUAGCUCUCCAUCACCCCCUGCAACCACAGCAAACUGCUGGGACAGCGACGACUCCCCUCCCCCCCUCCCUGCGAGAACCCCUGAGUCCUUCAUACUGGCCACAGACCCUCUGGAAGUGAGAACGUCAGCCUCAGCUGAAUGGAGCAGUUCACUCAAAGAUGUGCCAGACUGUGUUAAGAAGACAUCUCCAGCUGACCCUGCAUCUCCUGGCACCACAGCAACAGACAGCAAAGCAGACUUGGAGCACUCCACCAAGGACAAGGCAAAGGAGAGAGACAGAGAGGAGAGGGAGAAGAAGAAGGUCAAAGACAGAGAGAGAGAAAAGGAGAAGAAGAAGCACAAAGCGAUGAAUGAGAUCAAGAGGGAGAACGGAGAAGUCAAGCAGCCAAUUAAAGAUGAAAAAGAGAAAGCCAAGAUCAACUCAGAGGAGCUGCAAAUCAAAAAAGUGAAGAAGAAAAAGAAGAAGAAACACAAAGAGGGGGAGAAGCACAAACGAGUGAAGAUGUACCACCGCUCCUGCCAGACCAUUUGUGCUGGCUUGCUUCUCCUCCCUCCUUCCUCUCCAUCUCCCACCUCUUCUUCCUCAGCCUCCGAUCCCACACACAACUCCUCCGUGUCUCCCUUUAAGUCCCCGCUGCCAGUUUAUCCUUCAUCUAACAACAAAGCCUCACAUGUCCUGCCCUCCUCUCCUCCUCUUGCUUCAAAAUCCCUCUUUAACUCCUCUCUUCACAACACUCCCAACUCUCCAUCAUCCUCCAUCAAGACACCACUCCUUUCCCCGACCAAACAACAUCCGCAGUGCACCUACCCCGGUGUGGCGGGUCUGGAGUUUGCCCCAUACAUCCACAUAGAGAACCAGCCUAACGGAGGGGCGCUGGUGGCCCACGCCUACACUUCACAGCUCUCCUCUCUUUCAGAGGGCCAGAGGCAGAGAUUUGCCCAGGAGUUUGUCACCUUGGCAUUUAGCGAGGACUCGUCCCAGGCAGCUCAUUAUGUCAUGGGAAUUGUCCAUGGAGAAGCCAGCUACCUGCCUGAUUUUUUGGACUACUUCUCAACCAAGUUCCCAUCAGCUCCAGUCAAAAUGGAAAUGCUGGGAAAGAAGGACAUAGAAACUACCACUAUGGCUAAUUUCUACUCUCAGGUGAGGAAAACAUACAGUCACGGGACGUACAGAGCCGGGGCAAUGAGACAGAUCAGCCUGGUGGGAGCUGUGGACGAGGAGGUCGGCAAUUAUUUCCCAGAAUUCCUCGGCAUGCUGGAGGAGUCAGCCUUCCUGAAGAGGACUCUUCCAUGGGGAACGUUUUCCAGUCUGAGGCUUAUGAAUCCCACAGAGAGCGACGACGGUCCCAUCAUGUGGGUCAGACCAGGGGAACAGAUGAUACCUGUGGCUGAUAUACCAAAGUCCCCAUUUAAAAGAAAACGCUCCACCAAUGAGGUAAAGAACCUGCUGCAGUCGCUUCCCAGGACCAGCGAGCCCAGGGAGAUGCUGUUCGAGGAUCGGACUCGGGCCCACGCUGAUCACAUCGGUCAGGGUUUUGAGCGGCAGACCACAGCGGCCGUAGGGGUGCUGAAGGCCGUGUGCUCCGGAGAAGGCUCGGAGCCUCCUCGUGUAACCAAAGAUGUGGUGUGUUUCCAUGCUGGUGAUUUCCCUUACGUAGUUCAGAGGCUGCAGUUGGACCUACACGAACCCCCUCUGUCUCAGUGUGUGCAGUGGGUGGAUGAUGCCAAACUAAACCAGCUGCGUCGCGAGGGCAUCCGUUACGCUCGCAUCCGCCUGUGCCACGAUGACAUCUACUUCAUCCCCCGCAAUGUGGUCCACCAGUUCAAGACCGUGUCUGCUGUCUGCAGCCUGGCAUGGCACAUCCGCUUAAAGCAGUACCACCAAGGAGAGGGAGAAGAGGAGGAGGAGGAGGUGAAGGAAGAGCAGGAGGAUGAGUUAGCUGAGCUGAAGGAGACGGAAGCAGCAGAGUUGGAGGUAAAAGAGAAACAGGAAGGGAGGAGAGAAGCGAAAGGUGAGAAAGGAGUGAAGGAGAGGAUAAAAGAGGAGGACGAGGAGACAGACGUUUCAGAAAAAAGGACGUUGCCGGCUGUCAAAAAAGAGGAACAGGAGCAGGAUCUUCCUCACCCUCACCCUCAGCAUCCACCUCUGUUGUCUCAGCCCGCUCGCUCAGCGGACUCCAGCGUGGGCAGUGUGAGAGACAAAGAGGAAGAGGAGGCUGAGAGGGUGAAAGAAGGAGGAAAGCCCAAACAGCAGGAUUCACCUCCUGCUAAGGGGAAGACAGAAUCUCCAGCUCCUGCUCCCUGCAAAAAUAAAUCGCCUUCGCCCCUCCCUCUGUCGCCUCCUGCCUCUCUUCAUCCUCCGCAUCAGGAUGCAAAACCCAAAGCAUCAUCGAAGCCUCACCACCAUCAUCAUCAUCACCACCAUCACCAUCAUUCAGACAGCAGAAUGACGUCUUCCAGUGCAGCGUCCUCUUCCUCCUCUUCUGCUUCUCAUUCAGAUCCAAAAUCACCCCUGUCUCUGUCUUUUUCUAAGUCUUGCUCCUCCUCUGCGCCUCCAGCAGGAUCCACUGAUACUCCUUCAGUCUCCUUUUCAGCUGCUCCCAGUCCGUCUUUGUCUUCCUCUGUUUCCGUUUCCACAUCUUCCUUCCCGUCAACCUCCGCUACAUCUUUCCUGACCAGUCCCAAGUCCACAGUGGACACGAAUCUCUCCACUCUCCCUCCUUCCACUGUGUCUUCGUCCUCCCAGCUGCCCUCCUCUCAAUCUGACCAGCCGAAGGACAGAGACUCACUUUGUCUAAAACCGGACUCUCAUUCAGAAAUACGGACACAAGUGCAGUCGGAGGUUCAAGCACCACGGGAAUCACCUGCUGAGAAUGUACAGACACACACCUCCCAAGCCGACACACGGACACAUACAGUAGCGGACACGAGGACUCAAACGCUCCCAGAGAAAUGGACUCAAAGUUCGGACUACAGGACGCUGGUGGAUCCACAGAGGCGUGUGCCACACGACGCCGGGAGGCAAGGGAUUUACAUGCAGCAAUACGCACCCCAGCAUCUCCCACCUCCUCACCUCCCUCAGAUGCUUCCCCCGUCCUUCUCCCCUCUUCACCCCCUGCCACACUCCCACCUUCCUCACAGACCUCCACUCCUCCCCCCAAAUCCGCUGUCCAAUCCCUCCCUCCCGCCGCAGUCGCAAGCUCUUAACUCCUUCCUGAGUCAGAAACCAACACCCCAUUCGGUUCACAUGAGCCAGCUUCACCUGCACCAACCAGAUAUCACCACCCAGUCUCAGCCGUACUACCAGCCUCCCCUGAUCUCCCCUCCGUCUCAACCAAACACUGCUCUCACCAGCUCCCAGUCUCUUCCACCUCACCUCCCUCACCAUCACCAGUUUGCCAAAACCUUCUUCCCUCCUCAGCAUCCCCACUUCUCCUCUCACCCCUUCCUCCCCCCUCAGUCUUUCCUCUCUCAGCCCCCCAGCUCUUACUCGCUACAACCGCAAUACCAGACCUCAGCACCAGCGCAGGUUCAGCUCUCUCUGCCACAGUCUUUCCCCCAUCCACCCCUUCCUCCUUCCUCCUCGCAGUCUCUGCCUCCCCCUCCUCCUCCUCUUCCUCCUCCUCUCCCACCUCAACCUUCCCCUUCUGUCCUCUCCCCUCCCUCAAAGCAUGAAGAGGAGCGGAGACCAAUUUUAUAGUAGUUUUUGUACAUAAAGAAGCUGUUUUUAAAUGACUGUAUAUGUACGAGGUUUUAUUUUGAUUGUGUUAAUGUAAAACAAUGUAAAAAAGAAAUAACAGAUUGGGGGUGAGGGGGUGGGGGCAGUGGAGUGAAUUGGUAUGGACACAGUAUCAUAGUUUAAAAAGCAGAGUUGGACUUUAUGUACCCCACACCUCUUGACUGGACUGGUUUAGACAGUAGUGACGCUUUGGUUGUGCUCUGGUUCAAAAAUAUUAAGCAGUUAUUGCAUGUACUGGUAGUUUUGGCCUUUAGUGAAGUAUGGGUGCACCAAAAUCUGACAGUGAAGAAGAGGUUUUCCAGGUUUAAGUCUACCAAACUGCUGUCUGGCUCUGUGUUUUUCUGAAGUGAGCAUAGCCCUUUUGAAUAUCCGUGAGCCAUCAGAGGUAGGAAGAAAAUAGGCAAAUAUCUGCAGAGUUUGUGUCCGAUAUUUAUAAAAAAAAAAAAAAAGGUCAGAGUGAUGACCUUUUUGUGAAACUUGCAGCUAAUGCUUCCAUUUUGUGGCUUUUUUUUCUAGUAUAUUCUUUGUGCCCAAGACUGUUUCUCUGAAUAAUGAUGGGUCAAAACGAUAUUGUACAAUACACUAAUGUAUUGAUGAUAAUAUCACUACAUUUCCUCCACUAUAUUGUAUCGAUGCAUCUUAAUCAGUACAGUAAAUUGCAGUACUUUUCCCUGAUAUUGUAUAUUGAGCAAUAAUGCUCCGCAAUAAGCUGCUGAUAGAAAACUGCAUUUCCCAGUUCUUGACAUGGUGACAAGCAUCAGUAUUUUCACCCGAAUUUGAAAGCAAUUGACACAAAGCCAGUAAUGUCAACAUCUGAGGAGCAACUAAAUGUAAUUAACAGGUAUCUUAAAUGAUUUUUCUAAUCAGUCGCAGUGUUUUAUUGCCCGAGAAGAAUAUGAAUGCAGUUUUUAGUGCUUCUAAAUGAAGAGAAAGCCCUGUUUAAAUUAUAAAUCAGUAUAGUGAGCUACAGUAUACAGCCAGUAGCUCUGUAGUUAAUUACACCAUAAAAAGAGUCGCGAUUUAAAGUAUUGAGAUCAACUCGUAACUGUAGCCCUCAACACCAGUGGCAGAGCUCUUAGUGUAAUUUCGCUGUGUUUUUCAGUGUCUGUUGGAUGUGUACCAGCACCUCCUAAUUUUGGAAACUGAGCGCUUGCUGGUCAGCCAAGGAAGAAUUCGACCCAGCCAAGGCUGUUACACAGACAGAGCCUUCAGAGUCUCAGGAAAAAACUAUUCAGGACACAUCUGCGAAUAUAUAUUGGCCUCCUGAGGGGAAAAAAAAAACAAACUUAAAUAUGAAUCACUUGCAAAUACUUUCAGAUCCAUUGAUUUUAUUGGACAGUAUAGAGUUUUAGGAAAUUAUUCAGGGCCAUUGAAAUAUUAUUCAGUCUGAAACAUUAUAUUAGUACCUAUGCAGCUACAUCAAGAGCCUGCCAUGAGGUAACUUUAGAGGUAGAGCAAUAUCAUAAGACCUCCCUAAUGUGACUCAACACAGCACUUUGUUACAUGGAUAUAUGCCAAACACUCUUUAAAUACAGUUGAUAUUAUUAUUGAAAAACACUUUGGGUCGUGAAUCCCAGAUUAUGUCGUAGAUUACCAACAGUGCAAUUUCAGGUUCUUCCAAGACGAUAAUUUUAAUACCUUCAGGCCUCAGCAGUUCUCUGACACAAAUUUUUUUUUUUUAAUUCUUUGUGGACACAUGCUCGAAGACACUUUGAAAGCAGAUGGUACACUGUCGAGAGUUCAUUCUCAAAGCACUAUUUAUCUAUUUACCUGAAGUCCAGUUUCUCUACAGUGUGGAGCAUCCUUUCUGUAAACAUAUUUUAUUUAUCAAGCAGGGACUGAAGUGACCUCCUGUGUUUAAAAGUACAAUAAAUUAUUGAAAUUCUGUUUUUAGCAACAUUUAUGAAGAGUAUACUGUAUCUUUCUCCAAGUAUCUGAUUUUAGAAUCAAACUCUUCUGUCUCAGUGCUCAUCCCACACUUGUGGAGCUUUGUUGUUGAGAGCUCACUUGCUAAUGUAGCCCACAGCAUUUCCCCAGUGCCUGUCUUUAACUGUGAACUACUAAAUGAAUGGUCCAGAGCCACGUAGAGAGUUCUGUCCUUUCAUGGGAGUUUUUAGGGGUCCGAGUUUUUAAGUUUUCACUGGAAAAUGAGAAUGAAGCCUUAAAUUGGUCUGUAAAGCCGCUGAAAACUCUCCAAAUAUCUGCGGCCUAAGUUGGGAUGGCUCAGUGGAAUGAUAUCCUGAAAGCAGGGCUGUGUUUUUCAUGAUUAGUCUCACCGCAAGUAUGAGCUUCAGCUCUCUUGGUCAGUUUGCCUCUAAGGACUUCAUCUCAGAGACAGAACUCUUCACUGUGUCGCUCUGGAGUGAGUGAGGUGAUAAUUAAGCAUUUGAUGCCAGUUGCAAGGCGCUCUGCAGCUCUUUUUAUGCUUUUGGGUUUCAGAUGUUACAAAAAACAUGACAGGAACUUAUAUAUUUUUUGUACAAAUGUGACAAAACUUAUGGUUGAAAACAAAAAAGUCUUUCAUGGGCUAGCAUUGUUUUCACUGAAUUUAUUUAUCUCAAGGUUUUGGUUUGGUCUUUUUUUCUAUUUUUUUCUGUGAUUUUUAACUGUCAGCACUGUAGUGUACAUAAGAAGUUUUGUAAAGAGAAAAAACUUGUAGUGUGGUUUCUACUUUAAAUAUGAGCCUAGCUAAUAAAAGGUUCAAUGUAUGAAAAUGUUGGGGUAAGAA